Messenger RNA from Neodiprion virginianus, 1873 nucleotides. RefSeq names its product divergent protein kinase domain 2A. The record is from RefSeq and is a predicted model, not a curated record. The transcript is spliced from 4 exons. NCBI's taxonomy places the organism in Eukaryota, Metazoa, Arthropoda, Insecta, Hymenoptera, Diprionidae. Bases 375 to 1637 code for a protein of 420 amino acids.
AGUUAUCGGUAGUGCCGUACGAAUCAUUACAACGUCGGGCCGGGCUGCUCUUCGUGUUUCUCUCUGUGUGGUUUUAUUCUAAUCUAUGACCUAUGCCCCCACAUAACACUUGCUCGUCACUCUUCCGUCUUGACGUCGCGCGUGUGGACAUGUAUUCUAGUUGGAAUCGCACUGUUGCAGUGUUGUGCCACACGAAAGCUAUGUUUCAUUUAAAAUAUUGUCAUUGAGUCACUAAUCAAUGAGUCUUCUCACCAUACAGACUUGGAAUAAAACCAGUCCCAAUUCCGUAGUAACCUAUCAAAGCCUGGCAGAAGCACGGGCAGAAUAGAUUUUUGAAAACGUCACAUCUUCCUUACGUCUCGUGCACCUGGACUAUGUUAUAUUUCAAUAACGUCGUAAGGUUUCGUAAAUGGAAAGUCUUUCUAAUUCUUGGUUUGUUUUCAUUAGCCUUGGGAUUGAAGGUCGUAUUGAAAACGUUGCGAGUAACUGCCGCACAAUUAACUGAUUUGCGAAAAUGUCCGGCAUGUUACGGGCUUUCGAUAUGUGGGGCAAUUUUAAAUAACGAAAUAGUUAUCAGACAUAGAGGUGUUUACGCUACCUUUGCCAAUUUAUUCAAUGCGAAAAAUGUUUUCUUCGGAAAUUAUGCCGGGGAAAAAGUUGUCCUCAAGAAACUCGCUCACACUUCAGAGCUAUACGCAUUUGACAAAAUGCUCUGUACUGAUUCGAAGCUCUUCGAGUUAUGUCCCAACAAUAGCAACAAGAAAUCUGUGCCUCGUGCUAUUGAUUUUUACACACAAAUCACCAGAGAACUAACCACUGAUUUUGCUAGCGACAAUAUAUCCAACCUGAGGCUCUGUCCAAUUACUGAUCACAUGGACGAUCUUCUUUACAAUGUUUAUGCAAAUAGUGGUAAUGAUAAAAAGCAAAUAUCGCAUGCUUACCUCUGGACGAUACUGAGGAUUAAUCCAGAACCAGUAGUCUUACAGAUAUUGCCAACUGAGGACGGAUGGCCGGUACCCAAAUAUUACGGGGCGUGUGGGAGAGUCAUUGUCGAGGAAUACGUAGGUCCCCCGUUAUCCAAUUACCAUCAGGAGCCUUGGAUAAGGCGAGCGAAAAUUGCUUCAAGUCUUCUCGAGGCUGCACAGAAAUUUACCUACCGAAGUCCUCACUUUGGCUUUUACUUGACUGAUAUAUCUCCAGAUAACAUCGCAGUCGACCCCAAAGAUAAUGCAAAAUUCAUUGAUAUGGAAAACAUCAUUGUAGUAGAUAAAAGAAUUCAACAAAAUAACAGAACAUCUGACUGGGAGGAAUUGGAAGUUAACAAGGUUGAUUUCACCUGUCAAAAUUGUUUGGCAUUUUCGCCAGUAGACAUAUGUAGUCAUCAUUUCAGUGAUCAUAAUUAUUAUGCAGUCUGCCAGCACCUCUUAUCACGGACUACAAGCUCCAAUGCAAUACCUGGAGGAUUGCUGCAUGAUAUUCCAAAUGAUAUUUUACAGCAAUACCCAAAUCUCCCAACUCUUAUAGAACAGUGUGCUAUACCUAGUGCAGCACAUACGAGAAUAGUAGUUGGGGAUCUUCUGCGGGAAGUACUGAAUGAGAUUGUGCUAGAGAAUACAAGGCAAAUCCUCAGACAUUAAUUUGACGCAGUUUCAAUCAUUUAUGAUCAACCCAUUAUGUAUUAUAAAUAUUACUCUUAUAAUUAAGAACCUACACAAUUAUUUGGAAGAGAAAAAAAGGAAACGGCAAAUAUUUUUUUACAGAAUAAUAAUGUUGAAUUUACUCAUAUCUAAGUGAUUCAACAAUUAACAAACAAUUUUGUUUUUUAUUCAAACGAACUCCAUGUCAUGAACAAUAAAUUUGAUGCUUAUCAUUG